AAACUAAGAUCUUCUCCCUCCGACAAGAUACAAGACACGAAAGCCCUAUUUAAUGCAAAGAUCACACAUACACACUUACCCUCAUUCACUAAGAUCCUUAAUUGUUAUUUUGAUCGCCUGCUUCAUCAAAAUUUAUCUCCCUUUACGUAAUUAUAAUGGGGCGAUCACCAUGUUGCGAUGAGAAUGGGUUAAAGAAAGGGCCAUGGACACAAGAGGAGGAUGAGAAACUGAUAGUUCACAUUCAAAAACAUGGCCAUGGAAGCUGGAGAGCUCUUCCGAAGCAAGCUGGUUUAAAUCGAUGUGGGAAGAGUUGUAGAUUAAGAUGGACUAACUACUUGAGACCUGACAUUAAGAGAGGAAAUUUCACUGAAGAGGAAGAACAAACUAUUAUCAACCUCCAUUCCCUUCUUGGAAACAAGUGGUCGUCGAUAGCUGGUAAUCUUCCUGGGAGAACGGACAAUGAAAUAAAAAACUAUUGGAACACACAUUUGAGAAAGAAACUUCUCCAAAUGGGGAUUGAUCCGGUGACCCAUAGGCCAAGAACCGACCAUCUAAAUGUUCUAGCUGCUCUCCCGCAGCUUCUCGCGGCCGCAAAUUUGAACAGCCUCUUGAAUCUCAAUCAAAAUGUGCAACUGGAUGCGACAACUCUUGCUAAAGCUCAACUGAUUCACAACAUGAUUCAAGUCCUUAGCACCAAUAACAACACCAAUCCUUCUUUUUCUUCAUCAACCAUGCAAACCAAUAACAACAAUCUCUUUGGCCAAUCUUCUUACUUGGAGAACCAAAAUAUAUUUGGUCAGUCUCAAACCUUCUCUCAUAUUCUUGAGAACAGUCAUGAUAACCCUUUGGAUUCUUUAACUUCCGGCCCCAUACAACCCGAUUUUCAAGAUGAUCAUAAUUCACUCCCUCUGUUGGUUCCUGCUUCUCCUGAUGAAGAAUCUAAACAAACUCAAACGAUGAUCAAGAACAAAGACAUCGCGGAGUACCAUCAUCCUGAUCAUAAUACAAACCCUUCAUCAUCAAAUUCGACGUUCACACAAGAUCAUCAUCAGCCAUGGUGUGACGUUAUUGAUGAUGGAGCAAGUGAUUCUUAUUGGAAAGAGAUUAUAGAGCAAACGUGUUCGGAACCAUGGCCAUUUCCUGAAUAGACAAGACUGGAAAAUAAUUAAAGAGAGAAUACUUUGAUACUUUUAUUUGUUGUCAAUAGAGUUAAAAGCAUAUUUGUUGUUCACUAAUUAAUCUUCCUUACAUUUUGUUUUUUUAGGACCAUGUGUGGUAAACCGUGAUCUCGUACAAACUUAAUUACUGUACCUUACCGUAUUAGAUACAAAUGAUUCGUGUUUGUAAUUACUUUAAUACUUCUAAAUUAUAUAUUUUGAUGAAAAAUACAAACGUUGAUUUAAUUUUUUUUUUUGUUCAUCCAUCUGGAUUUCUUAAUUAAAAAGUAAAUAAACAUACUACAUCGACACGUAAACGCAUACGCAAAUACAAGCAUAAAACAAACAAGCUUGUGAUGUCUUCUAUUAGUUGUAUUUUUAGUCAACCAAGUAAAACCAAAACAGA
Molecule: messenger RNA, 1563 nt
Organism: Camelina sativa (false flax)
Lineage: Eukaryota; Viridiplantae; Streptophyta; Magnoliopsida; Brassicales; Brassicaceae
Product: transcription factor MYB93-like
Source: RefSeq, a predicted model, not a curated record